AUGCCUCGUGGUAAGAAAAGUAAGCUUCGUGCCCGUGAGAAACGCCACCACCAGGCCCAAAGUGAAGACCAGGGUCACAGGAUUGCUCACACCACCACCGCAGGGGAAGAAGAGUCUCCCUCGUCCCCCUCACUUACGUUGGAGGGUAGUCCUCCCAGCUCCCCUGCUGCAGGCACUCCCCAGCAGUCUCAGAGAGGCCUGGCCUCCAAUUCUGCUGCAACCAUUUCCUGUGAGAGUUCUGGUGAAGGUGCCAAGAGCCAAAGGAAGGAAAGACCAAGUUCCUCCCAGGCCCCGCCCUCCUCAGAGAGCUCUAGGGAAGAUCUUCUGGCCAAUAAAGUAAGCAUGUUAGUGAAGGCUCUAUUGUACAAGUAUGAAAUGAAAGAGCCCAUUACAAAAGAAGAAAUGCUGAAGGUUAUCAACAAGAGGUACAAGGCGCACUUUCCUGAAAUCCUCCAGAGAGCCUCUGAGCGCUUGGAGCUGACCUUUGGCCUCGACCUGAAAGAAGUUGACCCCAGUCGUCACUGUUAUAUCCUUGUCAGCCAACUGGAUCUUCACAACGAAGAGAGUCGGAGUGAUGGCGGCAUGGUCCUUCCCAAAAAUGGCCUCCUGAUGCCUCUCUUGGGCAUGAUCUUCUUGAAUGGCAAUCAUGCCACUGAAGAAGAGGUGUGGGAAUUCCUGAAUAUGAUGGGCGUCUAUGCUGAGAGGAGGCACUUCAUCUUUGGGGAGCCCAGGAAGCUCAUCACCAUAGAUUUGGUGCAGCAAAAGUUCCUGGAGUACCGUCAGGUGCCCCACAGUGAUCCUCCACGCUACGAAUUCCUGUGGGGCCCAAAAGCCUACGCUGAAACCAGCAAGAUGAAAGUCUUAGAGUUUUGGGCUAAAAUCAAUAAUAUACUCCCCACCAGCUUCCAGACCCAGUAUAAGGAGGCUUUGAGAGAUGAGGAAGAGAGAGCCCGAGUCAGAGCAGCAGCCAGGGCCCACUCCAGAGCCAUGACCAGCAGCUCCUGCCAGCAGCGCUAG
Molecule: messenger RNA, 1017 nt
Organism: Myotis lucifugus (little brown bat)
Lineage: Eukaryota; Metazoa; Chordata; Mammalia; Chiroptera; Vespertilionidae
Gene: MAGEB17
Product: MAGE family member B17
Exons: 1
Coding region: 1-1017 (338 amino acids)
Biological process (GO): negative regulation of transcription by RNA polymerase II
Cellular component (GO): nucleus
Source: RefSeq, a predicted model, not a curated record